Messenger RNA from Serpula lacrymans var. lacrymans S7.9, 786 nucleotides. RefSeq lists its product as uncharacterized. NCBI's taxonomy places the organism in Eukaryota, Fungi, Basidiomycota, Agaricomycetes, Boletales, Serpulaceae. The coding region runs from base 286 to 516 and encodes 76 amino acids. The record is from RefSeq and is a predicted model, not a curated record. The transcript has 2 exons.
UGAUCUGCAUGUCCUCGAUGGCCAUCAACAACCUUCCCCGCAUUGAAUGCGGGGCUUCGAGGGCCUCAUGCCAGUGGCCCCAUGGUCAGGCAACACCCCCAUGACAUGUUCUUUUACGUUCAAUAUCUCAUGUGGAGACGAACGAUCAAGGACAUCGAUCUUCGGGGCACACAGCGCGCUACCAUGGCCAGGAGAAACUGCGGAGAACGCUGCAUGCAUCAACAAAUCAUGAUACAAUGGCCUCAUUGACAACGCUAAAGAUGGCCCGAUCAACUAUGAUCAUAAAUGAUCCAGCAAUGGGUACUUCCGACUCGAUGCAUCGUCCUCAUCGCGUUUCAUGAUCAGUAUUUACAGAGUCUGGAGAGUGGGCUACGCUGUGAAUUGAUAAGAUGGGCAAGGUGGAUCGCUGACUCCCCCGAUGAAACAUGUAUGGUCGUAUCUCAGAAUGGAAGUAUGCAAACGUCAUGGAUGUUGUGUGGUACCAGGUGCAUCACUUCGACGGCUUCUCUGGAUUGAUCCUCCCGGGACGUAAUCUGCGAUGCUGGUGGUGGCUUCGAAGUCUUGUCGUCAUUGCUGCAACCUCAAGGCCAACAGCACGUAUUUAACUAAUUCCCACAUCGGGCGACAUAUCUGAUAUCAGAGACGGAUCUUCGACAUGACCCUGCUCGUCUGAUGUUGAGACAUUAUUAAGGCUGCCUGGUUGGACAGUUCUUAAGAUUAGGAGCCGCUGACACGGCGCUGAGGACCGGUCAAACUUGAGAGGCUAUACGUCUCCAACAUUCGUAU